UUUAUCUUAUUUCGUUUGAUCUCAAGUCGUCCAUCGCGGACACCAUUCACGUCUUGGAAAAGCUGCACACCUGCCCCUCCAUUAUUUCUUGCACAUCCCGACGCGCACAUUGCCUCGACGACAACCAUCCAAGAUGGCGCCGAGCAAGUCUAUCGGCUCUCUCUCCGCCAUGGCCAAGAACAUCAAGGAGAAGGCCACCAAGUCUUCCACCUUGCCGGGUGCCUCGACCUUCAAGAGUGCCGCCCGCGUGCAGGACUCCGACACGAGCAGCUCCGACAGCAGCAGCGACAGCGAAAACGAAAGCGGCAGCGACUCCGAAGACACCCUGGAAGCUGCAAAGAAGAAGCUCCAAGCCAAGAACGCAGCAAAGAAAGCUGCUACCGCCAAGCCUCAGUCAAAUGGCAACCCUGCCAAAACUCCUGCUCCUGCACCUGCGCCUGCCAGUGCAAAGAAGCCUGUAGCCAGCUCCAGCUCAGAUGACGACUCCACCUCCAGCUCCGACUCCGAGUCUGAGUCUGAGCCUGGCGCCAAAACGUCCAAACCGACUCCCAAGGCCGCUCAGAAGGAGACGCCCGCCCUGAAGGCCAGCAGCGGCGAGGAUAGCUCCAGCUCCAGCUCUAGCGGCAGUGAGAGCGACAGCGACAGCGAUAGCGACACUGGAGCUGAAACCAAGCUUGCAUCAGUCGCCGACGUCAUCGCAGACAAGGCCAAGAAGACCAACGCCGCCAUCCCUCCCAAGAAGUCUGUGGCCGCCGACGAAGCUACCAGCGACUCGGAAUCAGAAAGCGAGAGCGAGGACCAGUCUAAAGCUGUUGCUAGAACCGCUGACGUGUCGCAGGCUACUGAUGUUAGCCGUCCCGAGUGGCUCAACAAGUCUGACUUCAUGCUCCGAAAAGCUGCCACCGACAACCCUGGCAAGGAAGUCUCGGAGUUUCUAAGCAAGUCGAACCUGCAAGGCAAGCAGGUGUGGUAUUUCACUGCUCCAGCCUCCCUUCCCAUCACCGUCAUCAAGGACAUGGAGAUUGAUCUGGCAAAGGCUCAGUCUGGUGGUGCUAUUCUCAACCACGGAGGCGAUGCCUACGGUUUGGAUCUGGAGCCCUACACCACCAGCAGUCAGAUCCAGCUACUGAUCCCAUCCAAGGGCGGAGACAAGUACAAUUCUUUGAACCGACCCAUUGACUCCGUCGUGCACCUCCGCCGUAUUGCUGAGUUUGGCGGCGCGAGCAAGAUCAGUUCUACUGCAACUGAUCAGUAUGUGCGCAAGCAGAGACCUGCCAGAGAGCAGCCUAAAAACUUGAAGCCCCGUUUUACCCCAAUUGGUGUACCUUCACAGAAGCCUUCUCCCCUUCCUGCACAGAAGCCCCAGGUCCCAUUGAGCAAGCCCACCGACAAGUCAGACUCUGACUCGAGCUCCUCAGACUCCGACGUUGAGAUGACAGAUGCUGCCGCAUUGCCACCUUCGGUUCUGACCAACAAGGCUGAUGCCAGUGCCAAGCGGAAGCAGCCGGCGGAUUCCUCCAGCUCAGCCAGUGACACUAGCAGUAGCGAGUCUGACGACGAGGCGCCUCCCAAGAAGAAGACAAAGUCUCCCGAAAAGUCCAAGAAGCAGUCCCAGAAGGUUCUUGCAAAGCCCAAGGCAAAUGCUCCUGCUCCCGCCGUACAAUCGGAGAACAUUGCGGUUCCUGGCUCUCAGGCUUCCAAGAAGUCGCAAGGACGACUAGUCACUGCCACACCCAUUCCGCCCCCUAGUCUCGGCCGUUCGGCAUCGGCCUUGUCUGCUGCUGCUAGCGGUACACCAUCCAAGGUCGUCGAUUCUGCCAAGGCGAAGAAAGAGAGGUCGAAGAAGGCUGAAAAGGGCAAGGCCACCGAUGGCACUCCCAAGCCUAUUAGUUCUACUCCAAUCCCUCCCCCCAAAUUCCCUACUAGCAACUAGAGCUCGCCUGUAUCGCAAAGGUUGGAGAGGAAGGAGGGUAAAAACAAGAACAAGAAAAAGAACAUGAAAAGGAACAAGAAAAGGAACAAGGAGUGACUUGUAACCAUCCGAUGGGCAAUGUACUACGAGCUAUGGUGCAAGCGGCAGUCUGGCUAACUAGCUAAACUCGCCGUGGG
This is a messenger RNA of Truncatella angustata, 2109 nucleotides long. Its product is annotated as DNA-directed RNA polymerase I subunit RPA34.5-domain-containing protein. Bases 134 to 1933 code for a protein of 599 amino acids. Lineage: Eukaryota; Fungi; Ascomycota; Sordariomycetes; Amphisphaeriales; Sporocadaceae. The transcript has 3 exons. Gene Ontology annotation, biological process: transcription by RNA polymerase I. The record is from RefSeq and is a predicted model, not a curated record.